Molecule: messenger RNA, 1365 nt
Organism: Dermatophagoides farinae (American house dust mite)
Lineage: Eukaryota; Metazoa; Arthropoda; Arachnida; Sarcoptiformes; Pyroglyphidae
Source: RefSeq, a predicted model, not a curated record
AAUUCUUCAAUAAAAAAAAACAAUGUCACGUUUAGAACAGAUGAGAGAGAAUUUUCUUAAAAAAAUUCAUAAUGAACAAUUUCAAGAAUAUCAACAACAACAACGACAACAAUCAAUGAUGACAAGAACAAAAUCAACGAUUAAUAUAUCAUCGAAUUCAUCACGAUCAUCAUCAUCAUCCAAUACAUAUCAACGAAUGCCAAUACGUCGUGAAUUAUCAGCAUUAUCAAUAAAUCGAUAUUCAUCACCAUCAAAUAAUCAUUGUAUGUCCACUAAUCAAAGACAAACAACAACUAAUCGUGUAACAAUAUCGCGUGUAAAAUCUCUUAAUAAUGUAAGCAAUAUGACAAUGACGAUGAUGAUGACACCAGGAUAUGAUCAACAUUAUCAUCCAAUAAAUCAUACAAAAUCGAUAUUGGGUAGACGAAAUUCAAGUAAUCAUCAAACAACAGCAACAUCGUUGAUGAAUGGAUAUUAUUUGGAUAAUAAUAAUGUCAACAACAACAACAACAAUACAGUAAUGUCAAAACGUUCAUCAAAUGUGAACAAUGGAUCGAUGCAAAGUGGCAAUAUAGGUGGAUCUUCAAGAAUCUUGAAAACGAAUACAAGUGGUACUUGUGACGAAACGAUACAACCACCACCAUUGCCAACAUCGAGACGAAAUGUUACAAGCCAUCAUCAUACAUCAUUGGCAAAUAGAAAUAAUCAGCAACAACAACCACAAUGUAAAUAUUGUCAACGAAAAUUUGCGGCCAAAGAUCGACUUGUUAAACAUAUGGAAAUAUGUGGUCGAAUAUCGAAAAAACAACGUCCAAUAUUUCAAUCAUCACGACAAAGACAAUUAAAAUUACAAACAUUGUCAUCAACCAUAUCUAAGGUCGAUGAUAAAAAUUAUGAUGAUGAUGAUGAUAAUAACAAUCAAAAAAACAACAAUAAUAAUAAUGACGAUGAUGAUCAAGAUCCGAAACUUUCUUCCAAUAAUCGUGAUGAUAAUGAUGAUGAUGAUAAAAUUCCUAAAUGGAAAUUAUCAAGACAAAAAUUUUUAGAUAAUCUUAAACAACAACGUAAGCUAAUGAUACAACAACAAAUGGUUAAAAAAGAUGAUGAUGAUGAUGAUGAUAAUUCACCAAAAACCAAAACAAAUGAGAUGAUGAUUUUCCAUGGUAACGAAUCAUCAUUGAAAACGACAGCCAAAUUCAAUGGUGGUAAUAACAUCAACAACAACAACAACAACGAUAAAUCAUGUAGAAAAUGUGGACAAAAGUUUCCAACCGAAGUUUUAGCUCGUCAUGAGAUAUUUUGUGAAUCGAAAAAUGUUCAAAAUUCAUAAUAAUAAUUCAUUUUAAUAAAAAAAAUUUGAUUUAA